CCCAAAGUAAACAAGGUUCAGAAGAGAAGGGAAACAGAUCGAUACAACAAUAGUGUACUCUAGACAACAAAACAUUCGACUCUACGUGUACAUUUUUAUGUACUUUUAAAUUUUUUUUUUACUUGUAUGUGUACUAUGCACAUGUAAAUGUCUGUACGAUUCGAACCCGCUCGUUUAAACUCCGCCCAUCCCACCUGCACGAGGAUUUAAAUCAGCUAGCUAAGUUAGCUCCUCGGGUGCAUACCAGGAGGAUGUGCUCCGUCUACGGGUGUUAUUCGGGACUACUAAAUGCGGAACGAUUCAAGUUACCCGAGGACCCAGAGGAGAGGCUGGAGUGGGUCAUGUUUUUAGCGAAAACCAACAAGCAGCGGUUUAAAGAGUCCUCCUGGACCGAUAUCGCUGUUUGCAGUGACCACUUUACCGGAGACUGCUUUGUUGACGAGGCUCACCCGGUCCAGCUGAAGCCCGGUUCGGUUCCAUCAGUGUGUUUGAAAAGUGGACCAGACGAACCUGUGAGGAGCUCCGGGUGUAAGAGAUCUGUAGUUAAAGCUGGAGUUGUUGGUCCGAGUGAUCAAGCCGAAACACAGAAUGGUGCAACUUCCCAUCCCGAAGAAUCAGAGCUCACAUUGCCGGGAUCUCAAAAUGUUCCAGUGUCAGCAGGAGCUUCAUGUGCCGCAGCCUCUUCUGUUUGUUUCCAGGCGAAACCAAAAACAGUAGAUGACGAUUUGCUCAGGAAAAAAGAGGCCCUUUUGAAGACAAAAGGAAAGUUUCCUGUGAAUGAGAAACGCCUAGUCCGGUUGUUCAGCCGCUUUUGUCCAUCGUGUGGAGGGAAACUGAAGAUGCACAAAGCCAGCCGUGGUGUUCUCAUCAACCUGCACCAGCUGUGCCUUCAGUGUAACUACACGUACGAGUGGAAAAGUCUGGUGGACGACAAUGUCCCAGCAACUAAAGAUGGGCACGAGACGGGAGGAUCAAAGGCAGAUGAAACCCCCAGCAGCGUCUCAGAGGUUCCUGAACCUGCCACUGUAAAUGUAAAGGUAAAGGAAGAGGAGAGCGACCUUGAAGACGUACUGGAGGAUUCCGUCGAUCACGGCGACAUGGACUCUGAUGAAGACUGGGAGCCAGGCCCGGGUGCUUUCACUGUAAAACUGUUUCCUUCGAAACAAAACAAGGAACCCAGCGAAGGUGCCGACUGCCUUCCCGUCGCUUCUCAGAGCGACCAGCUCUGCACGGACUGUGGAAUGUUUUUCGAUAGACGAAAGCGCCACAUGUGUAAACACAAAGUGAAGCCGUAUUCCUGCAGCAUCUGCGGGAAACGGUACUCCAGUCAGAUGGCCCUGAGUCGUCACGGCAGGACCCACAAUGAAAACUACGAGUUCGUCUGCAAAUUAUGCCACGUUGCAUUUAAAGUACAGGCGGACCACCUCAGCCACGAGCAGAUCCAUGUAGCCGAGGGGAAACUUUACAAAUGUUCAGACUGUUUAGAGACGUUUGUCACAAAUAAGGAACGCAAAAUCCACCUGGAAGUUCACAGAGGGCCAAAGCGGACAAAAUGCAAGUUCUGUGGGAUUGAAUUUGUUUCGCGUGCGUUUCUCCAGAGACACUUGGCGGUGCACAUGGGAGAAAAGCCCUACGAGUGUGUGUUUUGCCAGCGUGCUUUCAGCCAGUUGGGACAUCUGAAGAGCCACACGCGCCUGCAUACAGGGGAGAAACCUUACAAGUGUCAGCACUGUGACGAAUGCUUCAAUCACAACGUGAGCUUGAAGAAUCACGUCCAGCGUUGGCACACACCCGGCGCGGGACCCGAACCCAAGCAGACAGGUGUACAGGAAUGCGACAGCGGUGAUGCUCCAGCUAAUGGAAAUGAGACAGGCGAAGACUUUGACAGUAAAGAAGGAGAACAGGAUACAGAGGAUGGUGUACAGAUGGAAGAACUGUGUCUGCCAAAAACUAAAAAGAAGAGCACUGGCAGAUUGAAAGGAAGACCUAAAAACUUUGAAUCUAAAAACAUUCAAGAUGAAAAAGAGGGCCAUGAGUCAGACACUGGGACCAGCAAAGCACAUGUAAAAAAGCAGAAGACGACACGGUUUACUAACGAAGACAGUAAAAUUAUGCCGUCUGACAGUAACACAAGCUUUGAUUCUGCAGAAGAGGAAGAAACGAGGAACAAGAAGGGGAUAAAAAACAUGAAGAGAAAAAAAAGGUCAAAACCUUUGGACAGCGACUCUGAUUUUAACUCUGCAGACAUGAAGGUCUGCAGCAGGCAGAAUAAAAGUCGCAGUUCAGGAAAGCGUAGAGGAAGACCCAGGAGAAACCUGAUGACUUGACACUAAAUAAAUCCAUCUGAUUAAUGAAGGUUAUUAUUAGCAAAAAUACUGAAAACAUAACUGGACUGGCUUGAUUAUUGUUCAAAAUAUCCUAAAAAGUUGUCUGUUUUUUAUUUUUAUUUUAUUAUUAUUUGAAAGUCAAGAUGUGAGGUCAGACUAGAUAUGCAGUGCUGAAAAUAUCUGCAGGAAAACAUCUGGUCAUCUGGUAAAAAAGAUAUAAAUAAUAAUUGUACAGACCCUAGUAAAAACUAUGGAAUCACCACUAUUGAAUUAUUUUCUUUCUAUUAAUUAAYAGUGUAUAAAAGGUAAAUGUCAACAUGCCAACUUUAAUUUUUCAAAGUUUCAACCUUUUGGCAUUAAGAAACAAUAAAACAAUGAAAUAUAA
Messenger RNA from Austrofundulus limnaeus, 2712 nucleotides. Its product is annotated as zinc finger protein 37. Bases 252 to 2327 code for a protein of 691 amino acids. Gene Ontology annotation, biological process: regulation of transcription by RNA polymerase II. The transcript is spliced from 5 exons. NCBI's taxonomy places the organism in Eukaryota, Metazoa, Chordata, Actinopteri, Cyprinodontiformes, Rivulidae. Gene Ontology annotation, molecular function: RNA polymerase II transcription regulatory region sequence-specific DNA binding; DNA-binding transcription factor activity, RNA polymerase II-specific. The record is from RefSeq and is a predicted model, not a curated record. Gene Ontology annotation, cellular component: nucleus.